CCCAUGCCAACAAGAUACAAAGCUCAACUUGAAUCGGAUGGCAUAUAUGCAUUCCAAACCGUACACGAAGAUCAGUACAUAAAAGAUCUCUUUACUGAACGGUGUUAUAAAACAACAGCUAUCUAAACGCUAAAAAUCUAUAAAGAAGCAAACAUUCAACUACAGAGAUGCCUAAUCCUAGAAUUUCCACUCAAGACUGGUAUUAUGAUGCCCCAAAUAAGAAGUCAACUGCCAAGGCAAAAGAACCACCGCCUGCAUCACAAAUCCCAGGCCUUAGCAAUUUUAUUGAAGAACCAAAUGAAAUGGAAGAAAGACAAUUCAGGAGAAAAUGGCUAAGAGAUACUGAUUCUAAUUACAUAAAACUAGCUAAAGGUGGUGGCAGAAAACAUCUUUUGGAUUAUAGGGAACCCCCAAGUGAAAAACCUGAAGAAGUUGGCUACCCACGUGUGGAUUGGUUUGACCACUACAACCCUGAACCUGAAAAUGUUGAAGAAUUUUCCUCUGCCCCACCCCCUGUGGAAAUGCCAAGGAGCAAACGAAUGAUGCCACGCACUCAACCGCACAGAGUUCUUCCAGAGUGGUACGUUCAUGAUCGCCGUGACGAAGAAGAAAAAGAACCUUUAAAUGAUCUUCAUGUUGACCAAUCAGGCAAAAAGAAAAACAUCAUAUCUUUUGACAACAUGUCAGCAUGGGAAAGAGAAGCAAAAGAUGAGGCAAAUGCAAGGAAUGGCAGGCAUGUGAAGCUUCCACCAUUACACAGCAAAGGGAAGCAGGAGAAGAGUAAAGCAUCUAAAGUCGUUCAACAAUUUCCAAAACGAUAUGCAACUAGAGUACCUAAAAUGGAUAGUGAGCCAGUUGAUUUUCGGCAUUUAAUGUCAAUGGGAUACCAGAGAGACUGGUUUGACGAUCAAAAUCAAAAGCAUGUAGAAGAAAAAAGGAAACUACAGGUAGAGAGACAGAAAAACGACCAAAAAGCCUCAAAACAAAUGAGGGAAGCCAUUGAAAUGAGAAAACCAAAAUACAAUGUCACAGAAGAUGAAGACAGACAUAUGUUCAAGCUGUCAAGAUUUCAAAAAGUUCAGCCUAGAGUAGAGAGUUUCCGCACCUGAGCCAUUUGUUUGUAAAUUAUAUAUGUACUAAGUUAUUUUAUCAGUGUAUCAUUCUCAAGGAUUCCUUUAAAUUAAAACAAUUUGUGGUAUAGAAGCUGCACUAACCCUAAAAACUGAAACAAAAAAGAGGUAAAUUCGAUAGAGUGCUCACACUAAAUCAGCAAAACAAAUACUAAUUUUUAGCACUAAAAAGUGAUAAUUAAACAAUAGAAAACAAAGGAUUCUGUAUGAAAUAGUACUAAUUAGUACUAUUUAAUGUUCACGGUUUUAGUGCGUGCACUCUAUAUUGAGACUAUAUUUUAAAUUGGUUUACUCAUAAUUUUUAUAGAAACUGCCAGUUUUAAACUUUACUACAUUUUGACUGUUUUUAAUGACUGACAUAUGUCAUAAUGUUCUCUAUACAUUAUAAGUUUCAAUCUUUUUAAAGUUUUAAAGUAAAAAGCUUCAUGCACAAAAGAGGAUUAAUUCUGGACAAAACAUCUAUACCUAGUUGCAAUGACAGGUGGACUUCCUAUUUUAAAACAAAACUUGUUUUGCCGCUCAGAGUUUCAAUAUAAUCAUGAACUUUCAUGUAAAUAAUUAUUGUGGAUUGGUAAACAUAACAUUCCAAAAGCAUUCAUAUAUUAAGUUGCUUUAAAAAUUGAUUUGAAUAUUACAGUAUUGCUGUGUUUCUGAACAUUUGGAUGUCAAAACCAAUCAGAGUCUCAUAAACUUUUGUAUAUAAUUUAUAGUGUUAUAAGAGUAUUUCCAUUAUUAUGGACGAUUUAAUAGUAUAAUUAUGAAAGAAACGAUGAAAAAUUGUAUUAUAUA
Molecule: messenger RNA, 1919 nt
Organism: Actinia tenebrosa (Australian red waratah sea anemone)
Lineage: Eukaryota; Metazoa; Cnidaria; Anthozoa; Actiniaria; Actiniidae
Source: RefSeq, a predicted model, not a curated record